Messenger RNA from Phyllopteryx taeniolatus (common seadragon), 4747 nucleotides. RefSeq names its product protein tyrosine phosphatase receptor type C (gene ptprc). Lineage: Eukaryota; Metazoa; Chordata; Actinopteri; Syngnathiformes; Syngnathidae. The transcript has 32 exons. The record is from RefSeq and is a predicted model, not a curated record. Gene Ontology annotation, biological process: protein dephosphorylation; positive regulation of peptidyl-tyrosine phosphorylation; negative regulation of protein kinase activity. Gene Ontology annotation, molecular function: protein binding; protein tyrosine phosphatase activity. The coding region runs from base 373 to 4059 and encodes 1228 amino acids.
UGGCCUGCGGACAGUGAAAGAGGGCGGUGUCGCAAAGAACAGGACCUUGAAGAUGUUUCACUUCUCUUUCAUGUCUCUUUUCGAAGUGCUUCGCUAAAAGGUUUGAUUUCCACCGAGACACAGGGAAAACAUGAAUGCACUCAGGUGGCUUUCAUACAUGGUAGAUGAGACGACUUCCUGUUCUUGGUGACGGUGCUGAAAUGAAGCUUCCUGUCACCCAACGUUAAGGUAAAGGCAGCCUCGUUCGGCGUGACAUCACUCUCACUUGACUUGAGCAGAGGCGAGGUUUUCGCCUUUGGGGAACAAGUCCAGGAAGCUGCGUCAACAGAUAAGACACCAAACGUGACUUGUGUAUGGUGCUUGGUGGCACACAUGGAAGGUCUGUGUGGUCUCUGGACCCUGCUGCUGUGGGCUACUAUCAUCUCGUCGGCCUACUGUCAAAGCAAAAUAGUUACUACUCCCGUUCCUUCAAAGGAGGCCACAAGCGCAAACAUUUCAAACAGCAACACACCCGUCUCUCCUCCCCCAAACACCCUUCAGAUCUCAAAUGCCUCUACACCCUUCCAGUGCUCCUACAAUGUUACAAACAUCAAGUAUGGCUUCAGGUUUGACAUCACCAGCUCUUCCACUGGCGGGUACAGAAUCCUUUUGACCGAAAAUGGCUUGACAAGCCCGCUGGAGAGAACAAUCUAUAACAAGACAUCGGUCGACAUCCCACACCUAAAGCCAUGCACUGAAUAUGAGCAUGAAGUUGAAUAUCUUGCUAGCGAUGGCAAGACAGAAACUUGUAUCUUCAGCAAUGGUGUUCUUAAUUCCACCUUUACAGACAAAAUGAGUAAAGAUGAAAUCGCCAUUUGCAACUCCAACACUAGCUGUCUUUCGCACACGACUAAAUGGGAUCUCAGCACAUCACUGUUACUUCCAGAAAAUGCUCAUUUGGAGCUAUGUGACAAUAAAGUGUGCAUCAGACCAGCCUACAGUGACAUUUGCUCUCAACUCACAACAACCGUCACUUGUGCAAGAGAAAAUGAUUCCUACAACCUAACAACGUUCAUCCAUGCAGAUUUCCUUUCUGGAUUUUCAAAUCAAAAUACAAUACCACAGUAUGUUCCCUUUAAACUUCCUGGGAACAUCACAGCAGAUUUACCUCCCAAAUGCACCAAUCUCAACGUUGUUUACUCCUGUCUAGAUGAUGAAAAACCCACGAAUGUUUCUGAUCUGAAACCCUUCACAAACUACACUUGUACUGGUCAGAUUAGGAAGGAUGAUGCCAUCAUAGCAAAUCUCUCACCGAUCUCUGUCAAGAUUGAUUGUGAUCUUAAAAUCCAAAUCGUAACAAAAAACAAGACUAAUACCUCCAUUGCACUGGAAUGGACAACAGCAAGUGAGAAUUGCUCAGAUGUCAUAGCUCACCUCAAUCUGCUAUCAUAUACAUGCAUCUGUGUGCCUCAAAUAGGAAAAGGGAUGCAAAGAGUUGGUAUGGCGAACAAACUAAACGAGAUGCACGCCUGUAAUGUUGAUGACUUGGCUCCAUACACCAAUUAUAUCUGUGAAAUCCAACCGAUGUACAAUAAUUUGAGUGUUGAAAAAGCAAGUAAACAUGACUUCACUACAGCCAUUGGAGUGCCAGAUGGCAUCACUGGUCUGCAAGCAGUUGUUGUAGACAGUAAUAAUAUUAAGGUGACCUGUGACCAUUCAAAUCGGUUUAAUGGACCCAUGAAGGAAUUCAAUGCAAUACUUCUUAGUAGUACAGUUGUGCUACAUAAAAAUAAGGAAUGUAAAUUCCACUUCAAAGAUCUGAGCUAUUCUACAACUUACCAAGUAGAGAUAUUUGCAUCCAACCUGCACUUCAACAGUACAAGCUGGAAAGAAACUGUAAAAACUUAUUACAAUGACAAAGCCCUUACAGGGUUUCUUAUCUUCCUCAUCAUUUUCACAUCUGUGGCACUACUUGUGGUCAUCUACAGGAUCUACGUAGUGAAAUGCCGAAGGUUCCAAGACACGAGUGAAGACAUUCCUCUAAUCCACAAUGCAACUUCUGUGGAGCCGAUCGAAGCCAACAUCUUGCUGGAAGCAUACAAAAGGAAACUCGCUGAUGAGGGCCGCCUUUUUCUGGCCGAGUUUCAGAGCAUUCCCAAAAUAUUUACCCGCUACACAGUGAGAGAGGCUAAAAAAACUUGCAACCUCCCCAAGAACCGUUAUGCGGACAUCCUACCAUACGAUUACAGCCGAGUCCACCUGAGCACAGGAAACGGAGAGGCCGGAAGCGACUACAUCAACGCCAGCUACAUUGAUGGCUACAAGGAAUCCAAGAAGUACAUUGCAGCUCAAGGCCCAAAGGAGGAAACUGUGUGUGACUUCUGGAGGAUGAUCUGGGAGCAGCGGUCUUCUAUCAUCGUCAUGGUGACGCGCUGUGAAGAGGGAAACAAGAACAAGUGUGUGCAGUACUGGCCUUCUCUUGACCGCGAGACUGAGAUAUUUGAGGAGUUUGUUGUUAAGCUCAAUUCGGAGGAUCACUUCCCUGAUUAUUCUAUCCGCCAUCUUAACCUAACUAAUAGGAAAGACAACUCUGAGCGAGACGUGACCCACAUCCAGUUCCUCAGUUGGCCCGACCACGGCGUGCCGGAGGAGCCCCACCUCCUCCUGAAGCUCAGACGCCGCGUUAACGCCUUCAAAAAUGUUUUCAGCGGGCCCAUUGUCGUCCAUUGCAGUGCCGGUGUUGGCAGGACCGGCACCUACAUCUGCAUUGACGCCAUGAUAGAGUGUCUGGAGGCUGAGGGCAAAGUCGACAUCUAUGGAUACGUUUUCAGUCUCCGCAAACACAGAUGUCUCAUGGUUCAAGUGGAGGCCCAGUACAUCCUGAUUCACCAGGCCUUGUUGGAGCACAACCAGUUUGGUGAAACUGAAAUCUCACUGUCAGAGCUCCACAGUGCACUGAGCAUACUUAAAGAGAGCAACUAUGCCAAUGAACCAACAUUACUGGUGGAUGAGUUUGAAAGACUUCCCACCUACAAGUGGAAGACAUUCAACACUGGGAUCACAGAGGAAAACAAAAAGAAGAAUCGCUGUUCAACUAUCAUCCCCUAUGAUUACAACAGAGUGUUGCUGAGGCUGGAUGAAAGGCAGAGUCAGGAUAGCAGCCGUGAUGAAUAUCAUGAGGAAGAGUCAUCUGAUAGUGAAGACGAUGAGGAGUCCACUAAAUACAUCAACGCUUCCAACAUUCACGGCUACUGGGGCCCACGCAGCUUUAUUGUAGCACAGACUCCUCUGGCCAACACUGUUAGUGACUUUUGGUUGAUGGUUUACCAGAAGAAAGUGUCCACCAUCGUCAUGCUGUCAGGCGCUAGUCCUGAUGUAAAGGAAUCUGUGUACUGGGAUAAGGAGAACACUGGAGAUAUUGAGGUAGAGGUGACCUCAACAGAUGCCUCUCCAAAUAUUAUCAACCGUAACGUGCUGAUUCGUCACGUCAAGAGGAAAGAGAGUCGUGCAGUGAGACACGUCGAAUUCCUGAAGUGGGCCAAUAGUUCACGACCAGAGAAACCUCAAGAUCUGACUGACAUGAUUAAAGAUGUCAAGCGUAGUUGUGACUGCGGCAAGACACAAAGAGGCCCUCCAGUUGUGGUCCACUGCAGUGAUGGCUCGUCCCGUUGUGGUGUUUUCUGUGCUCUGUGGAACCUGCUCGACAGCGCUGAGACUGAAAAGGUCGUGGACAUUUUCCACGUGACCCGAACCUUGCGGAAGGAGCGAGAGGGCAUGAUUGCAAGUCUGGACCAGUACCAGUUCUUGUAUGAUGCACUGGACGCGGCCUAUCCUGUGCAGAACGGAGAGGUGAAAGCGGUCCGGGCCUCUGAAAUGGAUUCUGUCCAGUUGGUCAAUGAAAGCACAACAACAGAGAAGGCUUCAGACGAAGUCUGCACUACCGAGGUGGGCCAGCAAGGGGCUGCAGAGAGCGAUGAUCGGGUGGCCCAGGUAGGGCAGGAGGAGAAAAAGGAGGCCGAAAAAUUAUCCAGUAUUGUCACAGAGACACCACUUGAGGACAAUGUCACUCGGGAGGUGUGAGGUGUUGCAAGUUUAUUUGCAGCAAUACGUGCUUCAGUCGGAUGCUUCCGUGUGGGACAGUAAUCAUGUUUUAAACUAAGACAGAUUUUAUUUUAGAGAUCUUAGUCUAAACCUUCAGUUUUGGGGGGAUCAGUCCAAGUUAUGUGAGUGAGUAAUAUACAUAUCAUCUUUUUCAAGAUUACACAUCUUUUAUUUUUGGAAUGCUUUUAAGUUUAAGAAAGAUGGCGAACAUGUUGAUGGUCAACAUACCACUGUUACUGCAUAAUGUCUCAUAAUAAUUGUUCGUAUUUGAGUACAUCGCUGAGUACUUUAAACGUUUGUAAUUUGUUACAUGAUACUGCAUUAGUGACUAAGCUACAGUAUGUUCCUACAUUUUUUUUUUAACUGAUCCUCAUCAGUCUCAAUGUCCAUUGUCAGAAUCAGAAUCAUCUUUAUUUGCCAAGUAUGUCCAAAAAAAACACACAAGGAAUUUGUCUCCGGUAGUUGGAGCCGCUCUAGUACGACAACAGACAGUCAAUUGACAGAGAACACUUAUGAGACAUUGACAAAAAAAAAACUGUCACUGAGCAAUAAGGGGUUGCUAGUUGUCUGGUAAUGCCGGUACAUUUUUUUAUUUUUUUUGUCUCUGCUAUCAUGCCUAUGGUUUGAAAGUCAUAUUGUAAAAAUAAAAAGAUGAAGCUAAAAAAUG